Messenger RNA from Lactuca saligna, 2523 nucleotides. NCBI's taxonomy places the organism in Eukaryota, Viridiplantae, Streptophyta, Magnoliopsida, Asterales, Asteraceae. The record is from the annotation of a GenBank genome assembly.
AUUUCUUGAUUUUUGGUAGCAUGCCCAUCUCUUUCGUUCUUUUGUUUUAUAUAAUUUACAAACUUUCUCACUUAAAUACUUUUAUCUAAAAGAUUUUCGUAACUCAUAAUCCAUCAUAAAUCUAUGUCAUUCAUCUGUACACUCCACAAGUAAAGAAAAUUAAAUCCCGGUGAAAAGUAGCUUUCUUAAUUAAAUUAGCAUGAUUGAAUGAAACAAAAAGCUGCAGUUUUGCCUCUGAAUAUAAAAAUCCUUUCCCUUUUGCAUUUAAUUUUUUGAUGACACUAUUUUCUUGAAAUUGUUACUUCCAUUUGAUUCACACUGUAAACACACACACACACACUAAAACGCAUCAAUUACCCUAUUUGUCGUUUCUCCAUUUUAACAAAUUACACACCUGUAGUGAGUAGUGGGUGUGUCCAUUACUACUACUCCAUGUGGGUUGUUUGCUCAUAUUUUUUGUCAUUUGUUUUCAUCGUUUCUUUAUCAAAAUCAAAAUCAUUGCAUUUUUAGCUCCAUAAAUACCCCCCCAAUCCUAAUUUCUUCACUCUUUCCACUAUUUUUCCACCAAUAUCAUUAUACAACCAACCAUUUUCGAUCUGGGUUUCUUCAUUGCAGAUUUGGGGGUGAUAUCAUAACUUCGCCGGAAAAGAAAGAUGGCCGGAGGUGGAGGCGGAGGAAAAUCCGACGAGCCAGCACCACACCCACCCAAAGAUCAGCUUCUUGGUGUGACUUACUGCAUUACAAGUCCACCCCCAUGGCCUGAAGCUAUUCUACUUGGGUUUCAGCAUUAUCUAGUAAUGCUCGGCACAACCGUUAUUAUUCCGACAGCUCUUGUUCCUCAAAUGGGCGGCGGAAACGAGGAGAAAGCACAAGUCAUUCAAACGCUACUUUUUGUUGCCGGGUGGAACACGUUGCUACAAACUUUGUUUGGUACUAGGUUACCAGCCGUAAUUGGGGGUUCAUAUACUUUUGUUGCGCCCACAAUCUCAAUCAUCUUGAAUAAUAGAUGGAAUGAUCCAGAUCCUAUAGAGAAAUUCAAGAAAACAAUGCGGGCAAUCCAAGGUGCUUUGAUUGUUGCUUCAACUCUUCAAAUUGUUCUAGGGUUCAGUGGUCUGUGGCGAAAUGUUGCAAGAUUUUUGAGUCCUCUUUCUGCUGCUCCUUUAGUGGCUCUUGCUGGUUUUGGGCUCUAUGAAUUUGGAUUCCCCGGGGUUGCAAGAUGUGUCGAAAUCGGGCUUCCUCAACUCAUCUUUGUAGUUGUCUUGUCACAGUAUUUGCCUCAUUUGAUACAUUCGGGAAAAGGGAUCUUUGAGAAAUUUUCAGUUGUGGCAUCGAUUGCAAUUGUUUGGAUUUAUGCUCAUUUGCUUACGGUUGGUGGGGCCUACAAUCAUACGGCGCCAAAAACACAAACAAGUUGUCGUACUGAUCGUUCUGGAUUAAUCGAUGCUGCACCAUGGAUAAGAAUUCCAUAUCCAUUUCAAUGGGGCGCACCUUCUUUUGAUGCUGGUGAAGCUUUUGCCAUGAUGAUGACUGCUUUUGUUACCCUUGUUGAGUCAACUGGUGGAUUCAUUGCGGUUUCACGGUAUGCAAGUGCAACCCCCUUGCCUCCAUCUAUUCUAAGCCGUGGUGUUGGUUGGCAGGGAAUUGGCAUUUUGUUGUCUGGCUUGUUUGGAACAGUAACCGGAUCUUCUGUCUCUAUUGAGAAUGCGGGUCUAUUGGCUGUGACCCGUGUAGGAAGUCGAAGAGUUGUACAAAUCUCAGCAGGGUUCAUGAUUUUCUUUUCGGUUCUUGGUAAAUUUGGAGCAGUCUUUGCGUCAAUUCCUGCACCAAUUGUCGCUGCUCUUUACUGCCUUUUCUUCGCUUACGUGGGUUCAUCGGGUUUGAGUUUCCUUCAAUUCUGCAACCUUAACAGCUUCCGCACAAAAUUCAUACUCGGGUUUUCAGUCUUUUUGGGCUUGUCUGUACCCCAAUAUUUCAACGAAUACGAAGCCAUUAAUGGAUAUGGCCCUGUUCACACUUCAGGAAGAUGGUUUAACAAUAUGGUGAAUGUUCCAUUUUCAUCGGAAGCUUUUGUGGCUGGUGUUGUGGCGUAUUUUCUUGAUAAUACACUUCACAAGGAUAGUUCGAUAAGAAAAGACAGGGGCAAACAUUGGUGGGACAAGUUUAGAUCGUUCCACACUGACUCAAGAAGUGAAGAGUUUUACUCAUUGCCAUUCAAUCUCAACAAAUACUUUCCAGCUGUGUGAUUUAUAUAACUAUUGUUUUUUUUUUAGUCAAAUAUGUAUCUAAUCUUUGUGCUAAAGUAGUUCAUGUUCAAUUUGUAUCUCAACCGAGUGAUUCUUAGAACAUUCCCCAACACGGGUAAGAUGGAUCCAAAGGAGAAAGGUUAAGUUUUUGUUGCUUUCAAAUUCUUACGAACAUUGUCUCCCCACUUUUGUAAUAGAAAUCUUGAUUCCUGAAUAUGUUCCGAGUUUUGAAUAUCUCAUGCACUUGUAAACAAUAUUACGAUUAUUGAUAAGAAACCUC